GGAUUGCAUUUUCCUGCUAAGGAUUGCAUUAAUGUUGCAUUAGAAUUUCAUCAGACAAAAAUAAGAUAUCGAUUGCAAUAAAAGUUUCAACACAUAGUAGCAUAUAGCGGCCUGGUUACCUAUUCAUUCAACAUGGCGGCCGCCGGUAAAAUUUGUUAUCCAAAAGUGAGAAGAGAUUCACAGCAUUUUGAUGAAUACCACGGGACAAAGAUAGCAGAGCCAUACAUUUGGCUAGAAGAUCCCGACUCCGAUGAGACAAAAGCUUUUGUGAAAGCUCAGAAUGAUAUCACAUUGCCCUACUUGGCCGAAUGCGAAGUGAGAGAAAAAUUCAAAGACAGGCUCACUGAGUUGUGGGACUAUCCCAAAUAUGGAUGCCCAUUCAAGCGUGGCUCUCGAUACUUUUACUUUUACAACUCUGGACUUCAAAAUCAAAGUGUGUUGUAUGUUCAGGAGUCACUGGAUGGCGAAGCACACGUUUUCCUCGAUCCAAACAAGAUCAAAGAGGAUGGGACUGCAGCUCUACGUGGGCAUACUUUUUCCAAGGAUGGAACCCUAUUUGCAUAUUCACUCAGUCUGAGUGGAUCAGACUGGGUUACAAUAAAGUUUAUGAAGGUGGAGGGGGAAGAGGAACUCCCAGAUUCCCUGGAAAGAGCCAAAUUCACAAGUAUGUCCUGGACACAUGACAACAAAGGUCUAUUUUAUAAUAAAUACCCUACCAACAACAGCAAAGCAGAUGGGACUGAAACAGACAUGAAUCUUGAUCAGAAGUUGUAUUAUCACAUGUUGGGGACUAACCAGGGUGAAGAUGUCCUUUGCUGUGAAUUUCCUGAACAUCCCAAGUGGCAUAUAGGUGGAGAAGUAAGUGUCUGUGGAAGAUAUCUCAUCAUUACUCCAAGAGAGGGCUGUGAUCCUGUCAACAGACUGUACUAUUGUGACCUACAAAAGCUGCCCCAUGGCAUCACAGAGAAAUUACCCUAUGUCAAGGUUGUGGAUAAUUUUGAUGCUGAAUAUGAGUAUAUAACAAAUGAAGGAACAGUGUUCACUUUCAAGACAAACCUAAACUCACCCCGAUACAAGUUGAUCAACAUUGACCUGGAAAAGCCAGAAAUGGAGAACUGGCAAACUUUAGUUGAUCAAGACAGUGUUGAUGUGCUGGAGUGGGCUUCCUGUGUUAGGAAUGACCUAUUAGUCCUGGGCUACUUGCAUGAUGUCAAGAGUGUGCUCCACCUUCACGCUCUCACUUCCGGCGAUCAUCUCGUGAACCUCCCUCUUGAUAUCGGCUCCGUGGUUGGGUUCUCUGGCGAGAAGGAAGAUACCGAGAUAUUCUACCAAUUCACUUCAUUCCUGACCCCUGGUACCAUCUACCAUUGCGACUUGUCAGACCAGAACAGAAUACAACCAAAGGUGUUUAGAGAGAUCAAAGUCAAGGAUUUCGAUGCGUCCUUGUUCGAGACAGAGCAAGUGUUCUAUGAAAGCAAAGAUGGCACCAAAAUACCAAUGUUCCUUGUUCACAAAAAGGGUAUCACGCUGGACUCUAGCCACCCAGCCUAUCUCUAUGGUUACGGAGGCUUCAACAUUUCCAUCACGCCGUCUUUCAGUGUAUCACGCAUAAUUUACAUGCAGAACUUGGGUGGAGUCGUGGCGAUAGCGAACAUUAGAGGGGGAGGGGAAUACGGAGAGGACUGGCACCAGGCCGGGAUGUUGGGCAACAAGCAGAAUGUUUUUGAUGACUUCCAGGCCGCAGCCAACUACCUCAUCAGCCACGAGUACACCGAGCCCAAGCGGCUGACUAUCUGCGGUGGCUCCAAUGGCGGUCUGCUUGUCUGCGCAUGCGCUAACCAAGCGCCUGAGCUGUUUGGUUGUAUUAUCGCCCAAGUGCCGGUGACAGACAUGCUGAAAUUUCAGAAGUUCACCAUAGGACACGCAUGGACGACGGAUUUUGGAUGUUCUGACAAGAAGGAGGAGUUUGAAUGGCUGAUAAAAUACUCGCCUUUACACAACAUCAAGGUCCCGGAUAAUGGGGCCCAGUAUCCCCCUCUCAUGCUACUGACCGCUGACCAUGAUGACCGCGUUGUGCCACUUCAUUCGUUCAAAUUCAUCGCCGAGCUGCAACACGUAAUGGGUAGUCAAGACAACCAGAUCAAUCCUCUCCUGAUCCGUAUCGAUACCGAGGCCGGGCAUGGACACGGUAAACCAACCGCUAAGGUGAUCGAGGAGUGUGCUGAUACGUAUGCCUUCGUCGCUCGCAGUGUGGGCGCCAACUGGCAAGAUUAACCAACUGGCAAGAUUAACCAACUGGCGAGAUUAACCAACUGGCGAGAUUAACCAAGUGGCAAGAUUAACCAACUGGCGAGAUUAACCAAGUGGCAA
Nematostella vectensis (starlet sea anemone) is the source of this 2370-nucleotide messenger RNA. Its product is annotated as prolyl endopeptidase. NCBI's taxonomy places the organism in Eukaryota, Metazoa, Cnidaria, Anthozoa, Actiniaria, Edwardsiidae. Gene Ontology annotation, biological process: proteolysis. The transcript is spliced from 22 exons. Gene Ontology annotation, cellular component: cytosol. The record is from RefSeq and is a predicted model, not a curated record. The coding region runs from base 133 to 2274 and encodes 713 amino acids. Gene Ontology annotation, molecular function: oligopeptidase activity; serine-type endopeptidase activity.